AUGUCUCACCUCGGUCGUCCGGAUGGAAAGAGAUCUACAAAAUAUUCACUUGCGCCAGUCGCUACCGAGCUCGGCAGGCUGAUAAAUAAAGAUGUAUUGUUUUUAAACGAUUGUGUUGGAGAGGAGGUAGAAGAAGCUGUAAUGAGAGCGGACAAUGGAAAAGUAAUUCUACUAGAAAAUUUGCGAUUCCAUAUUGAAGAAGAAGGUUCGGUGAAAGACGAGAGUGGAAAUAAGAUUAAAGCGGAUCCAGAGAAAGUCGCGGAAUUCCGUCAGUCACUCACCAAACUCGGCGAUGUAUAUGUAAAUGACGCGUUUGGCACUGCACAUCGAGCCCAUAGUUCCAUAGUUGGAAUCAACCUUCCGCUUCGCGUGGCUGGCUUCUUACUAAAAAAGGAAUUGGAGUAUUUCGCAAAGGUUUUGGAAAAUCCGGAACGUCCCUUCUUGUCUAUCCUUGGGGG
Molecule: messenger RNA, 458 nt
Organism: Acaulospora colombiana
Lineage: Eukaryota; Fungi; Glomeromycota; Glomeromycetes; Diversisporales; Acaulosporaceae
Source: the annotation of a GenBank genome assembly